CCGGCAUAUGAACCGAGUUCAAAUUAAAUCUGAUUCUGUGAGUCAGAUAUCCUCUCAUUGGCAGGAUGCGAAGGUUUAGAGAGCAAAACUACAAAUCAAAGUGCCAUAAGUUGCGAACUAAAUGGAAGAUUUUGAUGGAAUUUGAAAAGAUGGAUGCCGUCGACAAUGUAUCUUGUCUUUUAAAUGUAAAAAGAAUGGAUAACCAAGCCGGAUCAGUCAAUGUAAGUUACAGUAUGAUUCUUCUAAAUGACUCCUUUCAUUCUUUGGGUGAGACAAUCAAGUCUUCGACGACUGGCGUACAACGUGGUCAGGAAAUACACAGGGAUUUUAAACCAUUGGUAGCCACUGAAGAUCUGUGCCGCCUAAGCAAUGGGAAAGUAAAUGUCAUAUUCUGUUUAGGAAUCUCCGGUUGCCAUCCAAGGAGAAAACACCAACUUGCAACAACUGCUAGUUAUGGUCCGAGUAUCGUUCUAUUUUCCAAAAUAUAACCAGAGUUCUGCUUCUAUAUUUCAAUUAUUGAUGCUACAGUCAUUUAUCAACUGUGGGUUUCAUCUGAAAUGUGAAUAAUAUCUAAAUCAAAACUGAAAAGAGGAUUUUCAGUGCUUUGUUUAAGUAUUAUUAAAUGCCAACUUAAAAGGAAGCAAAGUUGCAAUUAUUUCUAGUGAAUCAACGAGCUGGAUAUUCUAUUCAAACAUGUAAACUCUUUGGUAUUAUAAAAGGUAAUUUUUAGAAUAUUGAUCCAAUUUAAUAUUUCUUUAUCUAUUAUUCUUACGCUGUCUCCAAAUAUUACAGAUUUAGUUUGAAAAUGAACGUGAAAGAAAUAACCUAUAUCUUUAAGUUAAAAUUGAAAAUCUAUUUCUGGCAUUUGCUAUAUAUUCUGCAUGGUAUGCUUCCAAACUCAAUGGCUCUUAUAAAUAAGUCGGCACUUGUAUAUG
Argiope bruennichi is the source of this 935-nucleotide messenger RNA. RefSeq lists its product as uncharacterized. The transcript is spliced from 2 exons. NCBI's taxonomy places the organism in Eukaryota, Metazoa, Arthropoda, Arachnida, Araneae, Araneidae. The record is from RefSeq and is a predicted model, not a curated record. Bases 66 to 488 code for a protein of 140 amino acids.